CCGGAGGCCCGCCGGGCCCCGAAGCGUCCGGGCCCCCCGGCCGAGGGCCCCUGCGAGGCCAAACGAGGCCCCGGAUGCGCCGGGCGGCCCGGGGACUCGGGAGAGCCGCCCGGCCCGGAGCAGGCCCGGGAGCCCCGCCGCCCUCCGACCCGGGCCUUCCGCGGUACUUGGCACGCCAGAGACCGGAGCCCCCCGGGGCCGCCCGCCCUCGCCGCCGACUGGCACGGCCUCGCCGGGGACCGCCCGGCCGGGGUGGGCAACGGGGGCGGCCCCUGGCCCGGGGAGCCCCCGGGGACCCCCAACGGACACAGCCACGAGCGCACCCCCCCCGGGCCGCCCCCGGCCGGGCCCUGCCCCGCCAAGCGGCGGCUGGUCCCGGCCGAGGAGGGCCCCGACGCCGGGCCGUGGGACGAGGGCCCGACCUCCCGGAGGCACCGGGGCCCCCCGCCCGGCCCUGCCCAACCCGGCCGGGGCUCCGACGCCAAAGCCGCGACCUUCUGGAACCGCCUGCUGCCGGCCGGUGCCGGCGAGGCCCUGCGGAGUCCGGCCGACAGCAGCCCCACCGGGCGGAGGCCCAAAGGAGCCCGAUGUCUUAAGCCGCGCUCCCCGCACGGGCCGCGGAAGGGGCCGAGCCCCCCGGGAUCGCCCCGACCUGCCGUCAGCCGCCCCCUGCUAGGCAAUUUCGAGGAGUCGCUGCUCAGAGGCCGCUUCCCCCCGUCCGGCCACAUCGAGGGCUUCACGGCCGAGAUCGGGGCCAGCGGCUCCUACUGCCCCCCGCACGUUACCCUGCCGGUGUCCGUCACCUUCUUCGACGUCUCUGAGCACGGCGCCCCGGCCCCCUUCCUGGGCGUCGCGGACCUGACCCCGCUGGGGCGGAAGGGCUACGGCGUCCCCAAGGCGGGCACCGUCCAAGUGACCUUAUUUAACCCCAACCAGACGGUGGUGAAGAUGUUCCUGGUGACCUUCGACUUCUCGGACAUGCCGGCCGCCCACGUGACCUUCCUGCGCCACCGCCUCUUCCUGGUGCCCGUCGGGGAGCGGGACGGGGCCGGCCCGGCCCGGGGCCUCCUCUGCUACCUGCUGCACCUCAGGUUCCGGAGCUCGCGCUCGGGCCGGCUGUACCUGCACGGGGACCUCCGGCUCCUGUUCUCCCGCCGGAGCCUGGAAGUGGACACGGGGCUGCCCUACGAACUCCAGGCGCUGACCGAGGCCCCCCGCCACCCCCGCUACUCGCCCCUGCCCUGACCCGCCCCCCACGAGGGUCGCGCCCCGGCCCCGCUCCGCCCCGGAGCGCCUUCCCGGCCCGAUCCCCCGACCUUUGACCCCGUUGCUCCGAAUCUGGCGGGGGUCCGGCGAGGACGGCGGGGGGGGGGGCCGGCGGGGCCUCCCCCGUGGUUUUAUUUAUUUUUUAAUUUAUAACUUAUUCGGGGGCCGAACCUUCGGAAGUCUCACCUGGAAUGCCGGCAGAUUCCCUUCCUCCCCCGGCCCGCGGCAGCCGGGCCCGGCACGGGGACCGAACCUCGCCCCUCGUUACGGAGAGAGGGGGUCCCGGGCCGGGGGCAACGUGGCCCGUUGGCAUUGGCUUGUGUGAACUGCCGUGUGUCCUUUCCCAAACUCUCUGGCGCGCUGCGGACUUCCUACUCUUCCGCCGGGGAUGGAAGUCCAAGCAACCGUCCCCGCCCGCCCCCAUUCCCGCCUUCAUCCCCGUCUUGCGUCUCCUCGCCCGUCCCGUUGAGGCGGGAGCCAAACGUGGAGGCCCGGGCCCUUUUCCUCCCCCAGGCCGCCUGCCUCUCCUCCUCUUCCUCCUCUUCUUUCUCCCUCUUCCCCUCUCCUCCCCUCCAUCCCGCCAGCGGGGCCGGGGUUGGCAGCGUGGAAAGCGAGGGGCUCAGAGCGGAGCCCCCCUUUGCCCCCCGGCUCGGGGGGGAGGCCUCGGUUUCCCCCGCCCUCCCCGGGAGGACGAGCCGAGGGGAAGAAGCGUUUGCAGAAACUUGAAAAUCCGCAAAGAUAUAAAGAAGAGAAGAAUCGGAUGGGGUACUUUUUUUUAAAAAAAAGACAUUUAAUAAACCUCUGUUCGGAGACCGGAGCGGCCGUGCAGAGUCGUCGGCGAGGCGAGGGGGAUGAAGCACCGGCCUGGAGUCAGGAGGCUCUGGGUUCUAAUCCCGACCCGGCCCCUCGGGCGACGGUCGCCUCGCUUCCUCGGGCCUCAGUUACCUCAUCUGUAAAAUGGGGAUUAGGACCGCGAGGCCCGUGUGGGACAGGGACCGAUUCCACCGCGAUUGCCUUGUCUCUACUCCGGCGCUUAGUAGAGCGCCUGGCACUUAGUAGGCGCCCCCAGGCUCCACCGAUCCACGCAGCCCGGCCCUGCUCGCCGCCUGCCCCGGGGUAGGGGGUGAGCCGUGCCCGGGGCCGGGCAUUCGAUCGUAUUUACCGAGGGCUUACCGUGUGCCAAACGCUGUACUAAGCGCUCGGGAGAGCGGAACAGAACAAUAAACAGACAUUCGUUCAUCCAGUCGUUUUUUAUCGGGUGCUGACCGGGGGGCAGAGCAAUCGUCAGCUGUGUGAGCUUGGGGCAAGUCACUUGGCUUCUCUGUGCCUCAG
Tachyglossus aculeatus (Australian echidna) is the source of this 2598-nucleotide messenger RNA. RefSeq names its product family with sequence similarity 214 member B (gene ATOSB). The transcript has 7 exons. The record is from RefSeq and is a predicted model, not a curated record. The annotation marks the transcript as partial. Lineage: Eukaryota; Metazoa; Chordata; Mammalia; Monotremata; Tachyglossidae.